AGUGCGGAGGCCGCACAACAGACAGGUGGAACGACGACAUCGCGUCGCAAACUCAGUACAGGAUGGAGACAACAAGCAUCACAUCCGAUGGGGUGGAUGGUGUUGGGUCGACAACAACGCUGCCGCUUCAUCUCUCUGCGACCAGCGGAGGACCUAGCGAAAGCAGCAACGGCCAACACCGUGGGAGUUUAUCGAAGCGAGCGAACGCAGCAGCAACAACAGCAACACCGGCAUCAUCGAAUGGUUACAGAGGAGUAGCUUCCCCGCGAACAAGCAGAACCACGAACAGCAGCGGAGGCUUCGACGCCAAGAGCAAAUCGAGGCACCACAAAACGUCCCAACUCCCGGGAACACGCCGGCAGCUCUACCGGGGAAUCGUGGUUCUCGUAGCGGUCUCGUGCUGCAUCACGGUGUACUCCACGCUCGCCGUUGUUGGAAACGAGGCCCACGGAACUACCAGCAGCGAUGAGCACCCGAUGUCGCCGGAUUUGUACCUUGCUACCGGCCGAAGGGUUUCGGACCGGCCACGGACCAUGGUGUGGAGGCCGGAGUUAAAACGGGGCGACUCCCAUGGGAGCCCCCUGGUUCGCGUUCCUUCGACUCUGCCGCUGCACCUCCCACAACCCUUUGUAGCAGACACCGCCGACGAGAAAGCCAGAGAAGUUUUCUUCGAGCUUCCAGGGAUCUCCAAUGCGACAACAGAAGACAACCAUAUCGACGACGGAUCCGCUUCGGCAAAGGACAUGACGGCCGCACGAAACUCCACCUCGGAAGAAGGCCCUCAAUCCUCUUCCGCGACCACCAGGGACGGGAAAAAAUGCCUGCCCAUGGCCGAUUGGAUGGAGGCUUCUUUUCCGAACUGCAAUUCCGUCCACGAGAUCGACAUGCGAACCUCCGUGUCGACGGCCAACGGCGAAGACGAGACGGAAGCCGACCUGAAAUUCUUGGGGCAGGGUUGGUUUCGCGCAACGUGGAAAUACCGGAACUACGAUUACGAUUACGAGGAGGAAAGCGAUGAGGAACCGGAAGGGAGCGACGAAUCGCGGUGGAAGCCUCCACCCCCACCGAGCGCCGUCGUCCUCAAGACCCUCCGGAUUGAGCGGGAAUUCCUAGACGAAUAUUUUGACCUGCACCGCCGGGACGCGGUCGCCAUGGAGCGGCUGACCUUUAGUCCCUACGUUGUCAACGUCCAUGGAUACUGCGGCCAGUCGGCCAUCAACGAGCUGGCGGAGGGCAUACUGGGCGGGAAGAUCACCAACCUCGAACAGCUGGACCGGCGCCUCCGGGGCAAGGAGGAAGACCCGCAGGCCCUUUUCCUCAAGCUCCAGCUGGCGACGGGGGUCGCGCUGGGUCUGGCCCACGUUCACAACGUGCACGUUUCCGACGCCAGCGGGGGGCGGUCGGGAUCGGUCCAGACGCUCCUGUACGAGCACACGGACCCGGACUCGGCCCACAGCACCACGGGCUUUGGUCGGUCGGUUCCGACCAUGGCACACUACGAUGUGAGUGAGGAAAUCCUUUCGCAGGACUCGUUCGUUUCCGUGCAGCCGCGUGCUGUGCACCACGGAGGUGGAUCGUGGUCCCCUUGCGAUGGACUGGGCUGGGCUGGGCUGGAUUUCAUCUUGCGUUUGCGUUUGCGUUUGCGUUUGCGGAUCCAUCCAUCCAUCCGUUCAUUCACCAGGUCUCAUUCAUUCCACUCCUUUCCCCUCUUCUCAUUCCUUUUUCCGUCUGCCAGCUCAAUCCUCGCAACAUUGCCAUUAUGCGGGACGGAAGCCCCAAACUCAACGACUUUAACAUCGCCGAGUUCCUAACGUACGAUCCGGACACGAACCAGCCCUGUGGCUUCCGGUCACGCCUCCACGAGCCGUGGUGGCGGGCCCCCGAGGAAAUGAACACCAACCACACAUCCUUUGUCGACGAAAAGGUGGACAUUUACGCCCUGGGCGAGGUCCUCUUCCACAUCUUAACGACGCACGGGCCCCGCGGAAAGAUGAAGAAAUACCGGAUGGAGGAGGUCCGGGAAGUCGUGCGGAAGGGCAUCCGCCCGGACAUGUGGGAGCCCUUUGCCAGCGGGGGCCGGGACGGAAAGCUGGCCCAAAACGGUGUCGUCCGGGCCUUUUUCCGGGCCAUGGACCUGUGCUUCGAGCCCGAUCCGGCGAAGCGGGGGACGGCCAUCCAGGUGGCGCGGGUCCUGCACAGGGCCCUGGCCAGGGAGAAGGAGGCAAAGCGGAAGCAGCAGGCACAAGGGGAAGAGCGGCGCUAGCACUAACACUGGCACUAACACUGGCACUACCAGUAGCUGCAGCUGCAGCUGCAGCUGCAGCUAUAGAAUCAGGACGCCGCGCGAAGCGGGGAACGGCACACGCGUGUGUCGUUCUAGUUCUAUCCGUCCGGAACGGACGCGCUGUGCGGCGGGUUGAUCGAUUCGCAACAGUAAACCUUGUUGUGCUAC
Pseudo-nitzschia multistriata is the source of this 2452-nucleotide messenger RNA. The record is from the annotation of a GenBank genome assembly. NCBI's taxonomy places the organism in Eukaryota, Bacillariophyta, Bacillariophyceae, Bacillariales, Bacillariaceae.